UGUUGAAGACUUGUUCGGGCAUGAGAAUAGCUGUCUAGAAUGGGAAAAGUGUAUAAUCAUUGUUCGUACGCGCUGGUCUUGUCGUGCACGUUUGAUCGUUCGAUUUUUUUUGAGUUCACUCAGCGGCCUGGCAGGCUCGCGACAUCAGAAGGCUUUGCACAUUUGCCACAGCAACUCACUCAAAGUUGUUCGACACAACUCGCCUGACCGUAUUGUUUGUGCAAGAAGCUGCAAGGUCAGUUUUGGAGUCAGUAGGGAUUGCACGAUAUCAAAAGGACAGUUACAUCGUCAAGCUCGAUGUGCUUUGGAAGGUUGAAGUACCCUUAAGCUUGCUAUCCUAGAGGCAACGUCGACGCAAAUAGGUGAUUGAGAAUGGGCUUAACACUUACAGAUUGCACACCAAACUAUAGAAAACAAGAUCAUCAUAU
Messenger RNA from Saitoella complicata NRRL Y-17804, 428 nucleotides. RefSeq lists its product as uncharacterized. The coding region runs from base 40 to 207 and encodes 55 amino acids. The transcript has a single exon. The record is from RefSeq and is a predicted model, not a curated record. Lineage: Eukaryota; Fungi; Ascomycota; Saitoellomycetes; Saitoellales; Saitoellaceae.